Messenger RNA from Stylonychia lemnae, 3402 nucleotides. Lineage: Eukaryota; Ciliophora; Spirotrichea; Sporadotrichida; Oxytrichidae. The record is from the annotation of a GenBank genome assembly.
AUGGCAGCUAAUAAUCUCAAUAAACAAUAACAGCAACAUUAUAGGAAGAAAAGUCAGACUCAAUUCAAUAAGUCAGGUUCACUCUUAUCUGAGAUAAUUAACGCUGAAAAUUAAUAGCCCUAAGAUGACUAAGUCCUAAGUGUACGUUAAUUUUUACCGCCACACCAAGCCAGUGCCUCGAGAAGUAAUCUUAAAAAACCUAAAUUCAAUAAAUAAUUAAACGGAGCUAAUAGUGAUCAUGAAUUGGAACAGGACUUAGAGGUAAUGGGCAUGAAUUUAGUAAUUUCAGAUAAAGGUGAACUGAACUUAAAAGGUUAAAAAAUCUGUAUCAUUCCCAGAUCUAUAUAUCAGAUGAAAUUUGAUCGAGUUCAGCUCCUGGACAUCAGAGAAAACGAAUUAGUUAAACUUGAAGAAGAAAUCUGCAAAAACUUAUGCUAACUUAAAAAGCUUGAUGCUAGAAAAAAUAAGAUCAGGGAAAUAUCGCCUCACAUCAAAGCUAUGAUGCAACUGAAAGUAUUAAGACUCGAUUAAAAUGAAAUUCAGAGUUUGCCCGAUGAAAUUGGUCAGUUAUAAUUGCUCACUGAACUUUCUUUUUCAUGCAACAAAGUCACUGAAAUUCCUCUCUCCAUCUCAAAACUGAAGCAACUUAAAAUCCUAAACAUGUCAGAGAAUAAGAUUAAGCACUUGCCCUAAGAGCUUGGAGAACUCAGGGAAAUUAGACAUCUAUACAUUCAUGGAAACAGAUUCGCUAGUUUCCCAUGUUCUUUUGUCAAUAUAUCGCAUCAACUUGAAGAGUUAAGUCUGGAGUGGUUUAUGUACGCCAGACCCGCUAAACCUAAGCUUGUGAAAAGAAAUACUCCAGAAGGAAAUGAGCUUCUUUAAUAACUAGAAUUAUUGUGCUAACUUCUUCAAAAAUACAGCAUGACUGAAUGUGCUCUAGUUACAUUUUUAGAAAAUUACUCUGAGAGAUUAGAUAUCAAUUGCGUGGAUAAUAGAUAAAGAGCUCCUUUGCAUAAUGCAGCAAUCAAGGAAGAUAUUGGAGUAUUGGAAGGUCUUUUAGUAGCUAAGGCAAAACCAAAUAUAUUAGAUAAAGAUUACUGCACUCCUCUUUGUUUGGCCAUUCGAGAGGAUAACUUCGAUGCAGCUAUAAUACUGAUUAAUGCUGAUGUUGAUGUCAAUCUAGGAGGGGGUAUAUAUGGAAGUCCUAUGCAUUUAGCAGUAGUUAAACUAGAAGUUUGGAUUGUGAAAGAACUAAUAAAAAAGAAAGCCAAUGUUAAUAGAACUGAUAAUGAAGGAAACACUCCGCUUCAUCUAUUAAUGAAUGUUUUUUCUAAGAGUCCAUAAAAAUGUGGAUCUAUUGCAGAGCUAUUAGUAUUGAAUGGAGCUAAGGUCAACAUCAAAAAUAAUGAUAAUUAUGCUCCACUUCAUUCUGCAGUGAAGAAAGGUCAAGAAAAAGCAGUAUAAACCAUAAUUAGAAUUAACAAUAUGCUGAGAGAAAGAAAUUUAGAGCCAUUUGAUUUGAAUCUACCUGGUGGAGCAUUGCAAUUUGCAGCUGUUCAUUUGGCUGCUCAUGGUGGUUAUGUCUAGAUAGUUAAAGACUUAAUCCAGGCAGGAGCUGAUAUCUUUCUGAGAAAUCUGAAUGGUUAAUUACCUCGCCACUGUGCAAAGGGAAAUUACAUACUUACUAAAUACAUUAAGUUAUGCGAGUAAGCGAAAAUGAAAUAAUAAUAUGGAACUUAUCACAUCAACAAUUAGUAUGAGCUGCUAUCAACAGUAACACAAAAGAAAAACAAGAAUCAUGAUAAUAAUAUGGGAUAAGAUAAAAAGAAGUCAAAUAUUGAAGCAAUUGCAGAUGAAUAUCAAAUGAACUAUGAUACAUUUAUGAAUAAUAUGGCUUAGCUAAAGGUUAUGAAAGCUUUUACAGAAAUAGAUGUAGUAAAAAAAUCAAGGCAAAUAAGUGAAAUAAACAUGAAUUCAACUGUUGUUUCCUCGUUUUAACAAUAGACUUUGCACAGACAGUAGAAGUCACUCUCUUAAGAGCAUUCAAAUAGCAUGUAGCAGAGUUAGACUCCGACUGCAAAAAAUUCAUUCAAUAGAAUAGUAAUAAAUCAAUAAGACAUGUAGAAUGCUAUGAAAUCUCAAGUCUUUAAUCCCUAAGAUCUAAAGCCAGAUUCAAAAUUUACCAAACUUAACAUUAAAGCAGAAGAAAAAAAGAUUAAUCUUUUUUAUCUCAAAGAUCUGAUAGUAAAGGAAAACUCAUCUUAAUAAGAAAAACUUGAUGCAUUAUUCAAAAUAAAGAAAAAUCAGUUUAAGCAUGUAUUUAGUGCAGCAAUGAGAUCAUUACUUCCAGAAAUCGAUAGAAUUAAGGAUUAAUUUAUUUAAAGAGAAAUAAUACAAGCAGUGGGUAAUAGUUGCUAAUAUGUUUUACUUCAACCGAUGAGAGAUCUUCUUAUGAGAUCAGAUUUAGACUAAGAUUUGAUUGAAGAAAUUGAAGAUUCAAUAAAGUCAUUAGAAGUUUGUGCUAGCAAACCUAAGUCCUACAGUAUGCAAGUAAAUGUAAUAAACAACAGUAAAUCUUCAUUGAACUCAUUAAUGCAGCAGGUAAAAAAUCCUUCAAGUUUUAUAAGCCAAAAAAAUGUCGAGUCACCUGAAAAAAGCAGAAAUGUUAAUAGUUUUAAAAUGAAAGGAAUGUCAUCAUUAUCUGGAAAUACACAAAACAUGUAAUACCAUCCAAAUAUAAAUAGAAACUCAGCGGGAACACCAGCAGCUACAACUUAGAAUUACCAAAAACCUAAUUUUUUAGAAAAUAAUUAAGAAUAAGCAGGAAUAUUAAAUCAAUCUAAGUUUGGUCAUCACACUCAUCAGUAAAGUUUGAAAUUAGGUCUAACCUAGCCUUUAAACAACAAAAAGGUGAAUGGUAAUUAGAUAGGGACUACAAAGAGUUCUACACCCUAUAAUGGGAUACACCAUGAUCAUCAUAAAUUUAUUGAUGCUAACUUUUCACAGCAUAUUCCUCAGAAAGAACAUUAUCGUGUUUCUUAAAAUGGAAGGAAAAAGAUUAUUAAUAAUAAUAAGCAUUCGUCUAACUUGAAUCUUAAUAAUGGAGGGUUUUCGAAGACAUUACAAGGUUUUUAAACGACAAAUAAAUUUAACAACUAAUCUGAUAACUUAAAAAGAGAUUAAUCUCGCCCUCAAAGCAAGGAAAUCUCAAACUCUCUUGAGAGAGAAGAGGUAAUAUCAGCGGAAUAUGAUCCCACUGGCAGCUACAAUUACAAUAUAAAAUAAAGUCAUUUGUAGAGAUUUAACUAGAACAUUAGUAAUAUAGGAGGUGUUAAUAAGCAUUAGAUUGGAUCUAGAUCUCAUAGUCAAAGGAGUAGUAUAAGUAUACCAGCUAAAAAAUGA